This is a messenger RNA of Closterium sp. Naga37s-1, 318 nucleotides long. The record is from the annotation of a GenBank genome assembly. NCBI's taxonomy places the organism in Eukaryota, Viridiplantae, Streptophyta, Zygnematophyceae, Desmidiales, Closteriaceae.
AUGGGUGAUACGUCAUCGCGCGUCGUGGCACGGGGAGCGUGGAAAGCCCAAGCUGAUUUUCCGCCGUUUGCAGACGUGCCUCAUAUAUAUAUGCAAGAUGAAGGCUUUUCUCCCCUCCCGCCGCUCUCUUCGUCACCUUCUCUUGCUCGCCGCCUACUCCGAUAUCAUCAUCCGCGUCCCCCUCUCCUCGAACCACGUCAUACUCUCAAGCCGCUUCCCGUUCUCCUCGAAUUGCUUCAUAUUCUCAAGCCGCGUCCCCUUCUCCUCGAGUCGCAUCAUAUUCUCAAGCUGCAGUUCCAGGCUCUAUGCCCCCUCUGA